Messenger RNA from Neltuma alba, 489 nucleotides. Its product is annotated as cytochrome c oxidase assembly factor 5-like. The record is from RefSeq and is a predicted model, not a curated record. Lineage: Eukaryota; Viridiplantae; Streptophyta; Magnoliopsida; Fabales; Fabaceae. Gene Ontology annotation, biological process: mitochondrial respiratory chain complex IV assembly. Gene Ontology annotation, cellular component: mitochondrion. The transcript has 4 exons. Bases 93 to 308 code for a protein of 71 amino acids.
CUCUUGCCAUCGCCGUAACAGAACCAACUUGGGCGAGAAGAAGUCUGGGUUUGCUGGAACCUCUCCGAAAUUGAACAUCGAGUUGAAGCGCAAUGUCCAAAUCUUGCAAGGGGUUAGCUAUGGAACUCGUCAAGUGUCUCAGCGAAUCGGACUGUAUUAAGGUUGAGAAUCGAUCCUAUAGGGAGUGUGCGGGAGAGAAGGCCCCAUCAAUACCUAGUGAGUGUGUUGGACUGAGGGAGACUUAUUUCAAUUGCAAAAGAGGCCAGGUGGACAUGAGAGCUAGGAUACGCGGGAACAAGGGUUACUAAUGGCUGCUGAUGUUUUGAUGUUCUGAAGCCUGAACUGUGAAAGAUAGCUUUCAAGUUUUUGAGAAAAUAAAUUUUUUGAGUGAAGAAAAUUUUGUUUUACCCACUAGUAUAUUGCGUACUGAGCUAACCAAGGUAUUAUUGAAACUAUCAAUUGCAUAAUUUGAUAAUAUUGUUAGCUGUA